AUGGCGAGAUGCUUUAGCUUUACAGCGUCGAGAGAUUGGUUCUACCGCUAUUUCUUCUCAUAUUCCGGUCUUGAUUCCGUCUCCAUGGACUUCGGGGAUGGCACAAACCUCCAUUGUUGGGUGCCAAGAACCCACAAAGAUUCCAAACCCACUCUUCUUCUCGUCCAUGGUUUCGGAGCCAAUGCAAUGUGGCAAUACGGAGAGAUCCUCCGCCACUUAAUUCCCCGGUACAACGUCUACGUGCCGGACCUCCUCUUCUUCGGCAGCUCCACCACCUCACGGCCGGAGAGAACCGAGGCUUUUCAAGCUCAAUGCGUGAUGAGGUUCAUGGAGGCGCAUGGGGUUCAUAGAAUGAGCUUGGUGGGGAUAAGCUAUGGUGGGUUUGUUGGAUAUAGCAUGGCGGAGCAGUUUCCGGCGGCGGUAGAGAGGGUGGUGCUGUGUUGUACGGGGGUGUGCUUGGAGGAGAAGGAUAUGGAGGAGGGUUUGUUUCGGGUUUCGGAUUUGGAGGAGGCUGCUAGCAUUUUGUUGCCCCAAACGCCGGAGAGGCUUAGGUACUUGAUAAGGCUUUCUUUUGUUAAGCCUGUGAAGGGUGUGCCCUCUUGCUUCCUUUCUGACUUCAUUGACGUGAUGUGUGCAGAUCAUGUAGAAGAGAAGAGGGAACUCAUCCAAGCAAUACUCAAAGAUCGACAUCUUUCCAAUAUUCCUAAGAUCACACAGGUUAUUGAUUUGCCAAAAAAUCGCGAAUUUUUGGAAGAGCAUGUUGGGGAGAAUUCUCGACUAGUAAUCAUAAAAAAUGCAGGGCAUGCUGUGAACCUAGAGAAGCCCAAGGAAUUUGCUCAACACUUGAAAGCCUUCCUUGCUAAUUUCAGCUCCUCCUCACCACUUGAGAAGCAACACUCCUGCACCAACAAAGCAGAAUGA
Messenger RNA from Ilex paraguariensis (yerba mate), 921 nucleotides. NCBI's taxonomy places the organism in Eukaryota, Viridiplantae, Streptophyta, Magnoliopsida, Aquifoliales, Aquifoliaceae. The record is from the annotation of a GenBank genome assembly.